Messenger RNA from Cottoperca gobio, 3389 nucleotides. It is a transcript of the gene wipf1b, whose product is annotated as WAS/WASL interacting protein family, member 1b. The record is from RefSeq and is a predicted model, not a curated record. Lineage: Eukaryota; Metazoa; Chordata; Actinopteri; Perciformes; Bovichtidae. Gene Ontology annotation, molecular function: actin binding. The transcript has 9 exons. Gene Ontology annotation, cellular component: actin filament. Gene Ontology annotation, biological process: actin filament-based movement. The coding region runs from base 21 to 1781 and encodes 586 amino acids.
CCGUGCAUGUCUGGCUCUGGAUGAGUCCGUUUAGCUGGCCUGCCUGCCUGCCACUUCUCUGCAGACUUCAGGAUUGGCUGCACGGAGCUCCUCAACACCAACCGCAGCAUAUUGAAGAUUAUUAUCCGUGCACCACCUUUUAUACUUCCAGAGGGUGCAGAGCCCAGUGCAGACAGAGUAAAGUGGAUCGAGGAAGAUGCCACCCCCCUCCUCCCCCACCACCCCCAGGGCCUCCCCCUCCUCCAACCUUUGCUGCUGCCAACACAGAGAAGCCAAAUCUUGGCCGUUCAGAGAAGGUUGGAAGAAACGCUCUGUUGACCGAUAUCACUAAAGGCUCCAGAUUAAAGAAAGCUGUCACCAAUGACCGCAGUGGACCCACACUGGACACACCCAGAGGAGGAGGAGGAGGAGGCGGAGGAGGAGGUGGAGGAGGUAGCGGAGGAGGUGGAGGAGGAAGCGGAGGAGGUGGUGGAGGAGGAGGAGGAGGAGGUGGUGGAGGAGGUGGUGGAGGUUUAGGAGGCCUGUUUGCGGGAGGGAUGCCAAAACUGAGGUCUGCAGCAAACAAAAAUGACUCUGGACCCAGCCGAGGACCCGUGCUCCCACCAGGAGGCCGCUCUUGUGGGCCCACCCCCUUCGGAGGAGGCGGAGGCUCCGCUGGCCCGCCUAAACUCCCAGGAGCCCCUGCUGGUGUCCGCAGCAAUGUCCCUGAUCUUCCCAGGGGCCGACCAAAUCUGUCAUCCAGGCAAGACACUCCAGGAGGCCCCCCUCCUCCUGUACCCAACACACCUCGACCAAACCAGAACUUCCAGUCUCGUGGGGGCCCACCUCCGCCGCCUGUCCCCACAGGACCCAGGCCCAGCACAGGACCUUCACCUCCUAGUGUUCCACCAGGGAGGCACGGAACUCUCCCUCUCCCACCAGGAGGCUCCUCAGUUGGGCCAAGACAAGGAUUCUCCGCACCUCUUCCACCCCCCCCAAACAGCAGCCGACCUUCCUUACCGCCCGCCCCCGGAGGGAGGCCUCCACUUCCUGACGACAGACCCCCACCACCACCAGCUCCUGUGGGAGGUCAUCGGCCAUCUAUGCCCCGCGAUGUGCCACCUCCUCCCCCCUCUGUCAACGCCAAGCCUCCCUCCUCUAUCUCUUCCUCCUCCUCCUCCUCCUCUCGUCCCUCAGUUGGUGGGGGUGCGCCUCCUCUCCCGCCGGGACGACCUGGCCCCCCUCCUCUCCCCCCCACCCCGGCUGGAGGGGACGACCACAACACCCCUCGUCUGCCCCAAAGGAACAUGUCACUCAACAGCCACGGUCUAGCUCCGCCACAUGGUCGGACAGGAUCUCUCCCUCCUCCACCAAACGAGAGACCUCCGUCUCUUGGAAGGAACCCCUCCUCCACACGCACAGGGCCUCUUCCUCCCCCUCCUCCCACAGGUCGUAGCGUGGGUGGGGGCAGUGUGAGGUCAUCACCAGCUCCUUCUCCUAUUGGUCGGCCCGGCCCGGGACCUGGCAGUAGACCUCCCCUCCCUCCGGACAGGCCGGGUGUAGGAGGGGCCCCUCCUCCUCCACCUCCCAUGGGCAACGGCUUCCAAAACUCUCACCACAACCAGAUACAGGCAGACGAGUGGGAGAAUAGGUUCACGUUCCAUCCAGUGUCGGACCUUCCUCCACCUGAGCCAUACGUGUCCUUCCAGAAGACCUACCCCAGCAAGAUUGGUCACACGGAUGGCAAAAGUUCUGGUAAAAAGGAGAGAGGAGCUCCCCCUCUUCCUCCUAUACCCAGGUGAAGAAGAGAUGGCAGCAACCACAAGCCCUGGACCUACUUUUCCUCUGUCUCUCUCUCGCUCUCGCUCUCUCUCUGUUUUGCGCUCAUUAUGCUUUUACCUGCGGCACGUAAAAUGGACCUGAAGUAUGGUGGACCAACGUUCAGUGCCUCUGUAGCAGCAACAUGUCAGCAUUCAAAGACCAAGUCCUGUUUAUACUCCGGUACACUGUGUUCAGAUAAAAAGUCGUACCUCUUCAGGCGCUUGGAAGAAUGUGUUUGGCAACCGGGCGAGACGAAGGCUUUGUUGACCCGGUUGCUGUGACACAGAUAACAGUAUUUCCAUGAAACUAAUCCACAUUGACUUUAUUCCAUUGACCAACGUUUUCAUCCUUUGCUUACGGUUGAUAGAUUCCAUCAUGUAGAUUGCUUGCUAGAUAUUAUAUUUUACCAACCAGCUACAGUUUUAUAAUGAAUACAAACUCUUACUUGACGAAUAAACCAGCAUUUGGCAUGUAGCUUGUGUGACUUUGCCACCGCAUUAUAUAAAGCUAAAUCAACAUGUUAUGGCAAUAUUGAUGUCAACCUUGGAGUCCAACGGUUAGUGCAGGGCUUAUAAUGCAAUCAAUCAGCUUGUUCAAGUGCGUCGACCAGCUGUCUUCUUUUGCGCCAGUGUUUCCCUCGUGCCUUCUUCUAUUCAGGAUUGUAUCUUCAGGCUGCUUACGAGAGUUAAGGGAAUUAGCCUUUUGUGCCUUAAAUUAUGUGUGUGUGUGUGUGUGUGUGUGUGUGUGUGUGUGUGUGUGUGUUUAGCUGGAUUGGAUCACCUGCUGAUGUAAAUGUAAAAACAGAAGCAAUACAGCAGCUCGAUUUGAAUUAGAAAACGUAGUAAAGCAAAGUGUCUUAAUUACAACAUCAAUGCAUAGACAGACAUGGAACCAAACUAAAAAUGGCCGCAACCAUCGCUGCAUCAAACGUCAGGGGGAAUGCAGGUGUUUAAUUUGCCAAAGCCACAUGUGCCUUCACCGUAUGUAUUUACAUCUGUGUGUUUCUGUUGGAACCACUGAAUGGUACUUUUCAUUUGCUCGUUAAAUGUGACGUGAGCAUGCAUUUAAUGUUUAUGAUUGAUGUUUUAAAGGACAUUGUGUGGCGUUAUGGCAGCAUUGGUUUACAAUAGAAGUGAUUCUCAUUUUGCUGUUUUGUUAAAAGCUGUGUUGACUUUCUAUGAAGGACUUGUGUAUGUAUCUUUAUGAUUUAAUCAAGUGGUAUCGAAGGACUGUGUCAUUUUAAGUUAUGUGUCAGAACUGUGCAGUAUUAUGUUGUGUUGCUUCACCCAGCACUGCUUUGAAUGGUCUUUUGUAUGCGUGAUGUAUUAUUAUCAUGUGUUGGUCAAAGAAAGAUUUUCCUAAAGACAAUCAUAUGGAAGAAAACCUAUUUACAUCAAUAAAUAAAAUGCUUUAAGAUGCUUUAUGUGCUCUACCCGGAGUGACAUGUGCUUUUAUUGGACGAGACAGAUACUUGUGCACAAAGGACGAUCAUUGGAUCACAAACAAGCAGAUAAAGUGAAUUAUUUUGUAUUAUUAAACAAUAUGCAACAUGUACAUGUAUGUGCAAUAAAGCUGGACAAUACAUUGAU